UACAUGUUAAAUUUGCUUCACAGUGCCUCCAACAUGGGUCGUUGAGCCCCAUAGUGGAUCCGCCAAACUAGGCGAACCGGCUCUUUUAGACUGCAAAGUAGAAGGAUUUCCUCAGCCUACCAUUGUUUGGAAAAAGGCAUCAGGCCGUAAGGUGGAAGCCUAUCAGUCUUUAGUCACACACGAAAGCAAAACUCUCAAAGAUAUGGACAUUGGUAUGCAUAAUGAGAGAAUGGCUAUUCUCCCAAACGGAUCCCUCUUUAUUGAGUCUGUGAACCAAGAAGACCAAGGCCAAUAUAUUUGCGAAGCCCGCAACGGAAUUGGCGCUGGCCUUAGUGCUGUGGUUGACCUCGUCGUACACGCCCCAGUGCACUUCAAAGUGCGCUCCCGGAAGGAGAUGGUCCGGAGAAGGGGAUCGGCGGUGCUGCGCUGCCAGGCGCUGGGGGAUAUGCCCAUAACCUUCGCCUGGAGGAAGGAAGGCAGUUUCAGGGAUUUGCAAGGACGAGAUAGCGUGAAGAAUAUAAGUGGAGGAUUGGAGUCAGACUUCAGGAUAGAUGACGUCAAUGUAGAGGACGGAGGUAUAUACACGUGUUUCGCAAGAAAUGGAUAUGGCCAGGAUCAAACAACGAUCCAUCUUUUAGUUCAGGAUGCUCCUGAGCAUCCCACGAACCUAAGAGUAUUGGACCAGAGCAGUAGACGCGUUACGAUUGCCUGGGCCCCCGCUCAAGAUGGAAACAGUCCCAUAACUCGCUAUCUGGUGCGAUACAACAAGAUUAAAAACGCGUGGGCGGGUCCGAUCCUGGAGACGGUGGUGGAGGGCGGGCAGAGCAGCGCGCUGCUGGCCGGCCUGCAACCCGCCACCACGUACAGCGUGCGCGUGCUGGCCGAGAACACGCUGGGGCCCGGCGCCGCCAGCAACGAGCUGCUGGUGCGCACGGCCGAGGAGGCGCCGUCGGCCGCGCCGCUGCGCCUCAGCGCAGACGCGCGCAGCUCCACGCAGGUGGCGCUGGCCUUCGACCCGCCGCCGCCCGACGCGUGGAACGGCCCGCUGCUCGGCCACUACGUCGGCCACCGCCUGCUCGGAGACUCUGAUAAACGAAAGUACAAUUUUACCACUGUACAGUUCCAUGGAACUGGAAGGCAAGAAACACUCCUAAACGAUUUGAGAAAAUUUUGCAAAUAUGGUUUAGUAGUUCAAGCAUUUAAUAGCAAAGGAAGUGGCCCGCUGUCCGACGAAGUCAUUGCACAAACACUGGAGGAUGAACUUCCUACUUUGCGUCAGACAGUGCGUGGUCGUAUAUCUUCCUUUCAUUGGACAGUUCCAGAAGCUUCUCCUCGGGACGUGCGCUGUACGGCCUUGUCCCCCGAGUCCCUGCAAAUCAGCUGGCAGCCUCCUCCCGAAACUUUGGUUCACGGAGUCAUCAACGGCUACCGUCUGCUGUAUGAGCCAGUGGCACCACAACCACAGGAUGAAUCAAUUGAGCCAGCCACUAGAGUCACUACUGCACUAAUGUCCGUUCUGCAUAAUCUCUUGAAAUACACGAACUACAGUGUUGAGCUAUUAGCAUACACUAGUGUAGGGGAUGGCGUAAAGUCUCCGAAAACCUAUUGUCGUACUAAAGAAGAUGUGCCGGGGCCCCCAGCUCAGCAUCAAGGCGGCGCGUCGGCCGCCGACGCAGGCUUGGGUGGCGUGCGCUUGCCCGCCGGCGCGGCCCAACGGCUGCUGCUCCAAAUACCACGUGUACGUAUGCGCGCCGGGAGCGGCGGCGCCAGGGGACGCGCGCUCCGUGUAUGCACGCCCGCGACGGCGCCCGACUGCAGUUCCAGCUGCCCCGGCGCUGCGGCGCCAGCUGCGCUACGACUUCUGGGUGACGGCCCUUCGAACCAAGUGGGCGAGGGCAAGAGCACGCCCGUCGCCGCCGUCACGCCCGCCGCCAAAGUGAGCGCGAGCAUCGUGUCGUUCGGCGGCGUGCAGGAGGCGGCGUGGCGCAGCGACGUGCGGCUGCCGUGCGAGGCCGUGGGCAUCCCGGAGCCCUCGCGGCGCUGGCAGCGGCCCGGCGACCUCUCCAUGUCGCAGCAGCCCCGCGCCCACGUGCUGCCCGACGGCGCGCUGCUGCUCAGCAACGUGCAGCGCCCCGACCAGGGCGAGUACAUGUGCCAGGUGUCCAACGACCACGGCAGCGACCACAUCACCUACCGGCUCGUCGUGCUAGACAAGAUACUGAGACAACCUCAAGCGAAUGUUGUACGUAAGGCGCAACCCUCAGAUGUAAGAUCAAUUUUAGACUGUGGGUUAGAGUGGGAGAUGGUAAAUGAAACUGGUCAACAUUUCUAUGGAGGUCGGAAGAAUUUGGGAAACGAGAUCGGAUGCGAAAAAGUCCCUCCCGGUGCUCCGGUAUUGCUCAUGACCGGAGGCACGCAGCACUCCUUACAGCUGCAAUGGAAACUCGGCGACACCGGCGGCAGCCGAGUGCGAAGUUUUGUGCUGCACUACAAGCACGAGCACGGCGAGUGGGAGGAGCUGCAGCUGGACGGGGGGCGCAGCACGCACGUGCUGACGGGGCUGCGCUGCGGCACGCAGUACCACGUGUUCAUCACGGCGCUGAACGGCGUGGGCACGGGCGACCCCAGCCCCACGCUCAACGUGCGCACGCGCGGCGCCGUGCCGCUGCGCCCGCAGCACGCCGAACUGAUCGCCGUCAACUCGUCUUCCGUCACGCUCAAUCUCAACGCCUGGCCCGACGGAGGGUGCCCUCUCUUUUAUUUCGUCGUGGAAUAUUCUCAGUAUGUGUCUGAUAGAGAGGAUAAUUGGAUCGUAGUGGGAAAUAACAUUGGCACCGAUAGAUCUUACCCCUUGGGAGGCUUAAAUCCAGGACAAAAUUACAAAAUUCGAGUUACAGCUCACAACGCUGCUGGGUCUACAGUUGCUCAAUAUAAAGUGAAAACUUUGAGUGAAUUUGGAGGAACUGUAAGUCCCAGCCAUGUUAUUACACGAACUGAGCAGAAAACACCGUUGCACAAAGAUAUGAAGAUAGUUGUAGUGGGCGUGCUAUCAUCAGUGAAGAGCGAGUAUCGUCGGCCAAAGCGAGGCCGUCCAUGCGAAGAAUACGACAGCUUCGGCUCUGAAUCCGACACAGAACCCGGAACAUCCAGUCGCACAGAAUCCUCCAAUCAACUGGACAGCGGCGGCAUGGUCGGGGAUCUGGGGCGGUACCAUCACUCAGCUGCUCGUCUCUCCAAGAUAGGCAUGGAAUCCAUGUACCCCGAACCAGAAUGGACCCCUCCCAUGGAAAUCGCGUCGGGCACAGAGAGGCGACCUUUCGUGCGGAAAUACUGCCAGGCUCAUCACAUGAAAUGAACCCCACAAAUCGGAUAUGAUAUGGCUGAACUGACACCGUCCUUUUCAUGCAAGAAUUUUGACUGGUUUUAUUGAACAAUUCAUGGUGGGAGGGGAAAUACAAAUUUUCUACUUUCAUACAUGAAUCUCAAAAGAGAAAAUUUCCAAUCUCUUUUAACAUUGCGACGGUAUGCUUUGAUAUACACUGAAAAUUGUUUUCGACAAUCUUCUUCCGAAAAUUCAAAGUAGGUUACUUCAAAAAUCUCAAAUAUUUAUUUAUUUUCAUGAACAUUUUGAAUAUAACAAUCCGAACAAUUCGUACGAUAAAACAAGUUCAAAAUAUUUCUAUCCUUGCAUACUGUUUGUAAUUUUCCAUCUGCGAUAAGAGAUAAUUUCGAAAAUAAGGCGAACGUGAAUGAAAUGAUUGUCGACCGAUUUUAAAAAUUUGUGCAUCCGGGAGAUAUUCCAACACAAUCUUGUUGGCUAGUAAAAUAUUCUUAUGUGUUUAAAAUGUUACCAAAAUGACUGUUGUUCUAUAUACUACAUACUGAAAUAUAUUUUAUGUGUAUUGAAGUGGUUAUUUAUGUUAUGGGCUGAACGUGCAUGUAUUAAUUCAUAACACUAACAAAUAAAACUAUGAUUUUAAAUCUACAAACAGGUACCUUAAGUUUUUCUGUAGGUGUGGAAUUUCUCAUUGUGAAAAUGUAUAUUCUUCGUCUUUAAUGUAAAACAUCUCGAAAUGUAAUUAAUUUGUUUCAGAAAUAUUUACAAUAAAAGUGUAUUAUAUAUGUCAUGUAUAUUGGAGGGAAAUGAAU
Molecule: messenger RNA, 4149 nt
Organism: Gryllus bimaculatus (two-spotted cricket)
Lineage: Eukaryota; Metazoa; Arthropoda; Insecta; Orthoptera; Gryllidae
Source: the annotation of a GenBank genome assembly